AUGCCGUUGUGCACAUAGCGCGCGUGGUGUGUGUCGUAUGUGCAUGGGCCCAUUGCCCCACGUGUAGAGUUGUGAUAUUGGCGCGGUGUACAGGUUGUGUGUGUAUUAUUACUAUAGUGGCCUAGCGUAAAACCGCACACACGGACAUUUACCACACCGUACCGUCGUGUAUUAUCCGCAGCUAUAGCAUAGCCAGCGCGUGUGUAUUACCACACACAUUUCACUAUACUGUAGUCAUCAACAUUACCUGUUAGUUCAGUUUUUAGUAGCGUAGAUUUUAAGAUAUAAUUUAAAAACACCAAAAAAAUAUGGACGCAGGAAACAACCAGAAUUCCACCGUACACGGGACGGAGGUGGCCAACGAUCCUGGGAAAAUGUUUAUAGGAGGGCUGAGUUGGCAGACAGAGACAGACAGCCUAAGGGAAUACUUUCGCAAGUAUGGAGAGAUCAAGGAGUGCGUUAUCAUGCGGGAUCCUAACUCAAAAAAGUCACGGGGCUUUGGAUUCGUGACUUUUGGGGAUCCCAAGUGCGUAGAGAAAGUGCUUAAAACAGAGCGCCACGAAGUAGACAGUAAAAAGAUUGACCCCAAGGUUGCUUUUCCUAAAAGGUCACCACCCAAGAUAGAUGAUAACAGUGAACCGUGCAAUGGAACACCGGUGACAAGGACAAAGAAGAUAUUUGUGGGUGGACUGGCCGCAUCAACAACACCUGAGGAUCUUAAGAACUACUUCCAACAGUUUGGCAAGGUAGAGGAUGUGACCCUCAUGAUGGACAGGCAAACCAAUAGGCAUCGAGGUUUUGGGUUUGUCGUCAUGGAAACUGAGGAUGAUGUGAACAAAAUCUGUGAGAUGCACUACCAUGAAGUCAAAGACAAAAUGGUCGAGACCAAGAAAGCACAACCCAAAGAGGUCAUGAUGCCCCAGAACCAACUACGCCAAAGGACAGCACUCAUGAGGAACAUGUAUGGCAUGUAUGUUGUUGAUCCAGUUACGCCGUGGACGCCUUACGCACAAGGUACCUGCGCCAACGCAAGCUUAUCUUCUCCCAUGCCGAUUCUCCUGGAGUCUGUCCCUAAUGUCAAAGGUUAUCCAGCCAAUUUUGCAUUCGGUCGGUCGAUUCCUGCCUACCCUCCCUUCACCCCGUACUUUAGUGAAAACACCAAUGAACAGCUGACCUACCUGAAGACGACAGGGCUUGACAAGUCUGUCUGUAUCGCCUCCCCAGGCUUGCACGCCUAUCCUGGCGGCUAUGCGGUCAUGCCGCACGGACUGCAGCCGGCCGUGGACCAACGCCGCACCGGCGGCUACAUUCCGUACUCGUACCCGGACUACGGCUCGGCGGGGCCCGCGGCGCCUGCCGCGACCCUGCGAGCGGCCAACGCGCAUAACCGGACGGAUGGCGGCACGGCGGUGACUCAGCACCAGCAGGCCGACUACAACCGGGAGUACCACCAGGCUGCUGUGAUGAACUCCCCCUAUGCCCAGCAGAGCUAUGCCCCGUCCCCCUCCCCAGUCAACAGCCGCAGUGGUUUCAACGUCAACAGUAGCCCGGGACCCAUGGACCUCUAUGCGGUCUCCACGACUCAGGCCGAGCAGAAUGCGAUGACCAGCAACUUUGUGCCGGCUGUCAGCCCACAACCAAACAGCUACGGGAUGGGGCAGAAGGCACUGAUUGCGCCCAACUUCCCUAAUGUCAAUGGUUAUACUAUGCAAUGAGCUAGCCGAUUGGUUGAAUGAAUGCACCACCUCUCAGACUUACGGUGGCACCACUCAGACGUACAACCCCCUAGUCCACGGACGAAACUUCUAAAGGAAAAAAAAAAAGGAUAUUGUAUUUUCACCGAGAGUGGAAAAUCGGCAAGUUUGCCAGCAGGGUUUCACCGGUAGACUGUGAGUUCUACAGCUGCUCAUCACUGUCACAUUGUCCAGCCAGCGGGCAGUUUUUAUGAAAUAGGAAGAUUUAAUGUUUUAUUGGCUCUGUAUAAAGUCCCAGAGAUGAACUUAUGUAAAUGGACAUCCACGCGACCUGUGUGUGUGCUUGUCUGUGUGUGUGAACAAUCAAGAGCAUCAGCUAUCAAUUUUUUGGCCCCAAGACAUUGUAAACUGAAGUGGUUUUAAAUGAUGAUCAUGCGAUAGUGAUGGGCAAACAAGGCCGAAAAAAAAAUAAUAGCAACAAAAUUUGUGUUACUAAGAGAUGUUGUGCAUGCAAAAAGAAUACAUUUGUGGCAUGGAGCAGGUGCCAUGUACGAAGGGUUUUUCCCCCUCUUUUUAUAUAUUAAAGCAUGGUGGUUGCGCACUGAAGGUCUUUAAAUUUGUGUUUCUACCGAUGGCUGCCGACCAAAGUUGACAGUGGAUGGGGAUGACGCAAAGAGUGGAAAUACUUCAGAACCUUUUUUUUUUUUUUUUGGCUAAAUGGCAAAGGGUGUGCAGUAAAGUUUUUAAAAACUAAAUUAAUAACAUAAACACUGUGUGGUUAUUUAAGUGGUAAAAAAAAAUAAAAACAGUGCAAGUUGAUGGUAUGGCCAUUUUUUAUCCGUUUGUGUGAUAAUGGUUAAAGAUAUUCACGAAUAAUUGUGUCACUUUUUGAUCUUCGAAAAAGAAAAAAAAAAUCAAGGACAUUUUUUGCUCAAUGAAUUGUAGCUCGCAAUGAUGAUAUCUAGCUGUCUGAGUUAUUGAAAGUGAAAAAAAGUAGCCUCUAGUAUUUGUAGUGCUGUAGUCAUUAAGCUAACUAAAUGGUAGUUUGCAGUGAAUAUCGGGUGUAGUGGUUUUUUGUGUAGAAUUUCAAGUACUGGUAGUGGUAAUCCUGUAGCCGGAAAUACCUGCCAACAUGAUAAAAUGUGUGGGCAGUUUCUCUCUUUUUUUGUGUUUGUUUGUUCGUUUGUUUUUUUAAGUUUCACCUUUUUAAGUUUUAAUCUGAUUAUUUGUUUAUAUAAUAUUAUUAUGAAGUAAGUUUUAAAUACGUCUUGUAAAGGUAUAAAACCGGAGUGCCAAUGAUUUCAGUGGUGUAUCCCAAAGAUAAUUAACAAAAUGUAAUUGAUCAAUAAUUGAUGCGAUUUUUUUUGUCAUGUUUUAACUUAAGCUGGUUUAACAUUCAGUAAUCUUUGCAGGAGCACUUAAAAAAGUAGUUAUUAUGCUGAGGUGUGAGCCUGUCGCUUUUUUAUUUUUCUCAAAGUGGGGAACUCAGUUCAGAAAUGCAGCAACUCUUAGCUCUGGUUUUUAGAAACAAAGGGAAGGAAUUGUAAGCAGUUGUGUUCUGCUUAUUUCAUAUUUUGUUUUUAAUGCAAGUUUUGUUUAGUUUCUAGGUUACUUUUGUGUGUGUUUUCAUUCUUGGGUAUGUGCCAAAUAUUUCUCUCUAUUGACAGGGGCAUUCAGAACAGCCUUACGUGUUUGAAACAAAGAGGCAGAUGUUUGCAUUUUGCUCAUUCUUACAAUCUGAGAUCGAUGAAAUUGGAUGUGUCCUGAAAUACCCCAAAUGUCUGGACCCAAUCACGUUAUUAUUUAUUUGUUUUAGCAUGGGCCCCUGAAGGCUGUCAGUGGAUGUCUGAAAACUUUAACCAGUGUCAGUCAGUGUGUGAAGACGAUGCACUCACACUUUAUUCUGUGGACAAGGUUUGCAUGAUUGACGGAUGUCGGAGCGAGGAGAGUUUCCUGGCAUCCACAGCAAGACACCUCAUACAAAGCUGGUUGUGCUCAUCACAAUGAAAGCAGCUUAUUUGACAUGGAAAUGCCAGUCUGAGCAUGUUCUUAAUUCGGCACCAGCGCAAAGGGAUAUGUCUUAGCAAUUGUCUGAUGUUUUUCCACUGAAUUUAUUGAUUUUUUUACCUCUCCGUGUUUGGUCCAACUGCGUUGGAUUAUAGUAUGCUAUUGAAGAUUUUGAGAAGGGAUUUAUGGGGGAGAACAUGUAAAUAUGUCAGAGAAAUUUUGAAUAUUGUUUGUCAUAUUAGGUAGAAAUUCACUGGAAAAACAUCACAUUUUUUAUUUUUAUUUUUAUUUUGGCAUCGUUACCAGUCCUCCGCUAUAUUGAAGCAAGCAAAAAUGACUGCCAUGAUAUGUUUUCAUCGAUAAGAAAUCAUUUUUUAUUUUGUAAAGUCCCUGUACAGUUACAACCCGAAAAAAAAACCAACUUUCACAUAGCAAUACUGGAGAAUGUUUCAGAUGAGAUUGAAUUGCCAAUUACUUUUUUUCUUCAGUGUAUUUGCAUGGUUUGAGAUUUGUUGCAACUUUUUGUCUGUUUCUUUUUCUCACUCAUCCGUUAUUGCCCGGAUAUGGCUGUGUUGUGUUAUGUAUAUUCUGGCAUCUAUGCAUGGCAUAUUAUUUGUGUUGUUUUCUAAACUUCUGUGAAAGACCGACACGAAGUUUCCAUCCAUCCAUUGCAGGUUUUUGGAUCAUUGAUUAAAGAAGGCCUUAAAGCUGUAGCAGAGUAUGAAACAUCCAAAGAAUACUAAGACUUUUAAACUGCCAGAUUUUUUGGGGGGUGGAUGAUUUAGACUAAGAAAAUGCCCGUUUCUCUUAUUUUAUAUAUUUUUCCUCAGAUCAAUAGAACUUACUUCUCACAAAAGCCAAAAAAGAACCCACAAAAAUUGAUUGCAAAGGAUACAAAAAUAUAUUCAGUUUGAAGUUUGUGCAAAGGAAAGUAAGAUCCGUGGAACAAAUUGGCUCAAAACUCGCUGUAAUAUGGCCCAUUUUAAUAAUAUGCACUUCUCUGUACAAAUUGGUUGUUUUUAUGAACACAUUACGUCCCUCCCCCCCGUAGCUGGUAUGACCCUUAGCCACGUCUUGUCCUCGUAGUGGAAGUGAGGUAGCUUUUUUCCAGUAGUUGCAUUGAUGUUUGUGUGUGCCUGUGUGUGUAUCCGUGUAUAAAAAAAAAAACAGGAUCUCACUCUACCUCUGUCAAUAUAUCAUAAAUGAAUGAAUAUCAUAAAGAAGAACUGAAUGAAUAUAACAAAGGAAAAAAUGUUGGUGUUUUAAAUCUUGUACAGUACAUCACAGUGUUGUGGCAAGUUGAAGAUGUCGGGUCGCCAAAAUGUAUUUCCCGUCUUAAUUUAUUAAACAGACACUUUUAGGCCCACUGUACUUGGCAGUUAACCAAGUCUUAUACAUAUCCUAGAUAAUGAUUACCAUUGUAAAAUUACACAAUCAAAUUCAACUGUACUUUCCUACCAUACCCGGGAUUGUAGAAAUGGCUUUCUUUUUGGGGGGAAGGGGGCGGGGAGAAGGGUUGUAAUAAUUUUCUGCAAAGCAUCCCUUCAUUUUCAUGGCUGCCUUGACUGUGCUUGCCUUAUUAAUCCAAUUUUAGCCAGUGAAAUUAACAGGCUUUGGAUAUUGACAGAACACCAUAUGUAGAAAUUGCCGGAUCUGUUAAUCUGCCUUGACUCUGUCAUCUUAACUACAGGAAAGUGGUCCUAUUCGUGACUUCAAAUUGCUAUGGUUGCUAUGAGAACAACAAACUGCGUUUGUUGCACAUAGCAACUAUUACUGGUUUGGAAUUUUGAAAACAAAAUGAAUUUCCCAAUACUGUAACAUACCUCUGUCAAGGUUUCAGGGGGUUUCGCACAAGUAAUCGGCAACUCUUGUUAUCCUUGUGAACAGUGUUUACAAACAAAAAAUUGUUAGAAAACUUAAUGCUGUGAUUAAGCAGGUUCAAAACGAAAACCAAAAAUUUACAGUUUCAUCUCCACCUGAAGGCUUUUCCUCAUAAACAGUUUUCGUUAUGCAAACAAAACAGAUCAAAAUAAAAACCAAACCUUGGAGCUCAACUUGCUUGUCUGCCAAAGUGUUUCCAGUCAAAACACACUGUGCAGAAAGCCGGUCAGUCUAGGAAACCGUGAUGUAAGCACUCAGAACAGUCACACGGCCUAAAAUAUUUUUUAUAUUGCAGUGUUUAAAGAAAAACAAAAGGGACAACAGUACCAAAAAAUUGUAUAAACAAAAGUAGUGUAGCGGCACGCUGCUUCUUCUGGUUUGCUUUUGGGUCCAUGGUAUAUCGGUAUAUAUGGCUCCUAUGUAUAAAUAUUAUAAACAUUAAGGUAUCCACUGUUGUACUGCGAUUAAAAAAAUCUAAGAGUAGUGUCUAUUGGUAGAUUUGUGGAGAAAAAAAAACAACAACAUUCAGGGAAUUCUAUAUGGAUGCAUUGUAAUGCUAUUUUUCCAUUUUCUGCAUGUAAAUGCUUUAAAAAAAUGUCAAUACACUGAAGUAACUUUUUGUAAAGGAAUUUGUUCCCUUCCAUGUUUUGAUUUUAUCUAUAAUAUUAAUAAUUGAUUGUAAUUCUAGUUUCUGGGAAUGGUUGAUAUAUUUUCUAGCAUUUUUUAGGAUAUUCGAACACGUAGUGUGGUGUAAUGUAGUGGUUUUUUGAGAGCACUCGUAGAUGGUAGAUAUAAUGUUUACAUUUGUCAGAUGUCUUAUGUAGAAGUUAGAAUGAAAUUUCAACAAAUCAUGUGUACAGUCAAUUUUGUUUUUGAAUAAUGAAUAGUAAUUAAAAAAAAUGGAAUGGUUAACAACUCCGGUGAUCAUAAAUAUGUCGAUUCCAGGUGGACCAAUCCAGACACACAGCUACUUUACCACCCUUUUUGUGGGUGUGGCCUCACAAGAUGCAACCAAUCAGCAGCUACUUUUUUAAACCAGGUGGUAUGAAAUGUGCUAACUGUAAGAUAUAUAGCUUGAGCAGAGAGCUGGAUUGGACUGCCUGGGAUCACUUUCACUUGAUCGCACUGUCAAGUAAUUGGAAAGCAACUCUGGAAGUUUUGGCGGUUUCCUUCUUCGCUGUUCGGUUGGGUGGGUAUUUUAAUCUUUAACCUGAUUGAUCUAGUGUGUGAAUUCAACAGUACAAUUUAAAAACAAAAAGAAACUUAAGGAGAGAGAGAGAUAAGAAAAAAAGGCAAGACUUGGUGAAUCUUUACAGUUUUUUACCAUGUCACCAUCUUUUGAGAUUGAGUAGACACCUAUAAUUGGUACAGUGGUCAGUUGGGAACGGUGUGCUUCCAGAUUUGUUUAAAGAUUUAAAAAAAAAAAGAAUGGAAAACAAGAAAGUGGGACACUUAAAUCACCAAUUCUCUGAUUCAUGCUACCUUAACAUCGCCCACUCCAGACACCAACUUUAAAACCAAAAUUUAUGUGACGGGUCAACAUUUUUUACGGAAAUUUAAAGAAAGUGUAGCUGACUAGAUUUCAGAAGUAGAUCUUUGAAGAAAGGUGGAAGAAGAAUCGGAAGAUUAAAAAAAUGCUAAUAUUAUGUGAAAAGAUCAUUUCAAAAUUGUUUUUAAUAUGAAAAAAUGUUGAAAUGGAUAAUAAAUUAAUUUUAUCUAUACCUGUAUAUACAUUAAAUACAAACCAAACUUUUUACCACUGUACAUGCCGCAAGCUGUUCGUGUGCUGCAUGCGGAAUGUUACAGAACGGCAUUUAAAGAAAAAGAGAAUUAUUUUUUAAUACAAGAAGAGUUUUGGGGGAGUAACACGAGACGUAGAUUCUUGUAGAUUCAGAGUAAUUCCAAUCAGGGAUCAAUGCCGGGUGGCUGCUGAGCAGAUGAGCAAAUUUCCUGGCUUUUCACAUCGUUGUGGGUUACCAAUAACUUAUACCCAACAGGAAAACAAAAUGCUGUAUUUACCGGUAUCCUGCACAGCAACCCCAUGGGAUUGAACCACCAGAUUAUAGUGAUUCUUAAGGUAGCUUGAUUCAAGGUCAGGUCAGAGGGUAAAGAUCAGAUGGAUGCCUUCAAAGGGUAGUUUUACUGUGGAACAUGGUGGUUUUUAAUGUAUAAAAUUUAUGGCUUCUGUUUUUGUGUGGUUUUGGUUCAGAAAUUUCCUCCAGUAAAUUUUCUCUGCCUAAAGAAGUUUUAAGCUUGUCUGAUUUGAGAGUCGUUUUGCUGCCUGGAUGUGUAAAAAAAAAGAUGUAAUUUGCUUAAUCAUGAGACCUUUUACAGGUUAUGCGCCCUUCAGUGUACAAUUGAAGCUUAAUAUUUGGCAGUAGAGAAAUGUGUGCCAAAGUCGUAUCUCUUAACCAUUUCUAACUGUUCUGGUCAGUUCAAGAUAAAAUGCCUAUUUUCGUUUUGUAAAAAAUGGUUAUUCGUAUAGACACAUCAAACAAUGCAUGUUAACUAAUCAAAUUCCUUUUCUUUCCCCUUUGUACAGACAAAUGAACAUUUCCACCACACAACAGUGGAAAUGAAAUGGCCAUGAACUAUGCACAGUAUGUACACUGUUCAAGAAAGAUUCCCAUGAACUUUAGUCGUGAAAACAGUAAAUUAUUUAUUUGGAGGACACGAAGUGAUGAAAAAUAACAAUGUUUGUGGUUCCACAGUGAAACAUUGUUUCCAUUUCAGCCAUGUUGCUUUUAGGUGGGACAGGAGCCCUCAUACUGUCCUCCUUUGACAAUGCAUACUUAUGUUUCUGAUGGGGCUUGUGGAGGAGGAGGUAUGAAUGAGCACCCUAAUGAAUGCAAUCUUUCUUAAAGCAAUAUUGUAUAGAUUGUGAUAUUUUUUGACUUGUUCUACCUCCCGUUACUCCCAAACCUAUUUUACAUCUUCCACUUACAUUGAGAGUGAGGCGAGCACAUACAUAGGAGGUCGUCAAGUUUGGUGUUAUGUUGGCUCUUGCAUUGAGGUUGAAAUUCUGUAAACCCCAUGAAUUCAAUACUUCCUUUAAAUCAAGUGUUUAGGUAUGGUUCCUGCCCCUUACCACACCAGAACAUGGCUGAAAUUGGAGACUAAUAAGAAACGUGUAGAAAUGCUUUGUGGCAGGCAUCUUUCAUGUCAGUAGGGAGGUUUUUCCAUUUUAUGAGCAUAUUGAAUCUGAAGCCGUUUCAUGGUUGGUUGCCAUGGAAACGGCAUCUACUGGUGCAAUUUGUCAGGACCAACAGGAACUGUCGGAGGUCACAUGUGAGGUCAAGCUCCCUAAUUUGAUUAUGCAAAUUUUAGUAACUUAUGCUAAUUAGUGACAUGUAUAUUCAAAUUGGCUCAGGUGUCACAUGUUCUCUCCAAGUGCCCCCCUCAGAUAUUAAACAAAUUAGACUCGGAAUCUUAUUGGAAGAAGCUAGUGAAAACAUAGGUUUGGCAGAAGCAGCGUACAGAGUUCAGAACUUAAUUUCACAGUGUAAAAGGCCAUUUUUUAACCAUUUCAUAUUAAGGGUGUUUUCUUUUUUUUUUUGUCAUUUUUGUACAUUUUCUGUAACUUAAACUGGAAUGUUCUUAUUAAUAAAGCAUUUAUUAAUUGCUGGUGACAAUUUUUUUCUGUUUUUAAUUUUUGGGUCUCUGUAGAUUUUGUGUUCCAUUCUUGGGAGAGUUUGAAUGUAUUUUUCAUACUUCUAUUUAAUGCUGUUAAGUUUUAAAUAUCUUUUUAAACCAAACUUGAAAGAUUUUCCUAUCUAUUGUCGAAAGAAAAUGGAAGUAGAUCAGAUAAUUGGUAAAUGAGAAAAGAAUGUUUAAACAAUGCAUCAGAGUAGAAGCCAAUCUGAUUUUGAAUGAAUUAUUACUGUUGGGAAAUUUCUAAUGAAGGCGGCCAAUCGCAGACAAAAGGUAGGAAAAUCUUACAGCUGAUUGGCUGUCAGACAUGAAAGGUGUUUUUUAUUGGUCAGUGCACUCUCCCAUACAGCAGUAGAUCACAUAGAAAUGGGGUAAAUGAAAAUUCCAAAAAAGAUCCAAAAAAAAAAUUAAAAAUAAAACAUGUUUGACUUCUGUACAGGAA
This is a messenger RNA of Acanthaster planci (crown-of-thorns starfish), 9675 nucleotides long. Its product is annotated as RNA-binding protein Musashi homolog 1-like. Gene Ontology annotation, molecular function: mRNA binding. The record is from RefSeq and is a predicted model, not a curated record. Gene Ontology annotation, biological process: regulation of translation. Lineage: Eukaryota; Metazoa; Echinodermata; Asteroidea; Valvatida; Acanthasteridae. Gene Ontology annotation, cellular component: cytoplasm.